Molecule: messenger RNA, 1715 nt
Organism: Phytophthora nicotianae INRA-310
Lineage: Eukaryota; Oomycota; Peronosporomycetes; Peronosporales; Peronosporaceae
Exons: 2
Coding region: 43-675 (210 amino acids)
Cellular component (GO): nucleosome
Molecular function (GO): structural constituent of chromatin; DNA binding; protein heterodimerization activity
Source: RefSeq, a predicted model, not a curated record
AACUUUUUGAAUUCACGUUUCAUUUUGCAGGAGGACGCAGGCAUGUCGUCGCCGCCACCAGCGUUGCCUGCGAGCGACGCGUCCAGCAGCAGCGUCACGGACAGCGGCACCGAUGUGUCCACGCCACCGAACUCUCCUGCUACUAGACCCGGCUCCGCGCCGGCCCGACCUCCCGCUGCAACGUCAUCCGCAUCGUCCGUGUCGACACCAUCCCCUCCGCCUAAUUUGCCAGCACGUCGACCGUCCGUAGCUCCCGUCGGGCGUCAGGCCGCCAUCCACGCCACCCCCACUGCCCCGAGACGCAAACGCAAGGCCACACCACCGCGUCGACGUCCCAGUAGCCCAACCACAGCAACACAGACCGUCAAGAGAAGGAGGAAGCCCGGCGAGGUGGCGCUUCGGGAGAUCCGAUUGCUACAGCGCUCCACAAAGCUGCUGCUGCGAAAACUUCCCUUCGCCCGUGUGGUGAGAGAGAUCCAGACGGAGUUCACGGGUGUGGGUUACCGCUGGCAGGCUGAGGCACUGCUGGCGCUACAGGAAGCAGCCGAGACGUACCUUGUCCGCACCUUCGAAGACGCGAACUUGUGUGCCAUCCACGGCAAGCGCGUGACGCUGCAGGUGAAGGACAUUCAGCUGUCGUUGCGAAUUCGUGGUAUUCGACCGACGGCUUCGUAAGGAACGAUGUCGAAGAUUAUUCAGGCGAAGUUAUGAGGACUGUUUUUGCUUAUUUUUGGGGUUAAUUGGGCGUGUGCAUACACUAAGGCUGACUUGGUGGUGAUCUGAAUCCUUCUUGGGUCUGCUUAGUGUGCAAUGGUGUCAUAUUCGAGUGGUGCGUACAUUGAUGCAGGGAGUAUCCAUAUGCGGUGCUGUGGGUCGCAUCAUCAAUGCGCACUGGAAACCCCCAGGGACAAAAAGUCGUGUUGAAGCGGUCUUGUUACCCGUCAACCACAUUGUUUUGGGCAAUCGCUUUACUGAAGACGGCAGCUUUUGUCAACGGUUGUCAUGGUCGCAGUGUAAAACGGAGACUUGAUGGUGCUCACAAUCAGAGUUUUACGGUGGGCUUGGCAUCACAACAGGUAAAACUUUUGACGGUGAACCAGGCCACGCUUCCGUUCCCCUGAAACGACCCUGAAGCCGUUGAAGAGAGGCACGAGGUUUCAGAGGUUUGGAAAAGGUUGGACGUCCAAGACGGCGUUUAGCCAGACCUUGUCCGAUUACAGCAAGAGUCCCCAAACACUGAUAACAUCCACAGACAACGAUACAUAAGUGGUUGCACUAUCACAAAGUAGACAUACAGCAACCAGCCACGUACCAACGAGUGGCCGCUGCGUUGUGGGCAAUAAUGUUGACAGCACGGCAAUCCAGAUGUGCAUCUGCGCAAACAACGAUCACAUGCGUCAGUAAUGCGGCGAAGACUCCAUUGUGGCCUGCAAAGUAAAUCUGAAGCUUACUCCCGUGAAUCAAACAACUUCUUGGCAGUUUGUUUCCACUCUGCAACAACUUCUCUUGCCUCUUUUCCGCUCGGUAUCGGACCGAGCUUAAUUGCCACCUCAUACUCGCUUUCAGGAUCCAGGAACUGGUAGUCUUGGAACAGUUCCUACGGUCAACACAAACAGCAGACAAGAUUAUCAGAUCUAAUGAAGGGGGUUCCCACGUUAUCAAUGAAAUGGCAACGAACCUGCUCGCUGCUCAUCUGGUCUUCAUACUUAUUGCCU